AAGAAAUAAACAAAAUAAUAAGCAAAAUAGACAAAAAACUCUCCGUAGAACUAGAUGAAAAUUAUGCUCGAGAACUUUUGGGAGACAUUGAUGCAUUAAAAGAAGUUAAAAUUGGGCUUGAAGGAUUAAAAGUCGAGAUAAAGAAAUUGGAAGAAAGCGAGAAAAAUCUAAUGGUGCCACAAAGUGGACUAAGAAGAUCAAAUUCAUCCACUAGUAUUGCUGAACUGUCUGAACAAACAAUGAAAGCUGCCGAAAAAUAUGUAGGGCUUGGUAAGGGUGCCUUUCCAGUAGUGGGCGAUAUCGCUGGGGCUGGCUUGGCUACUCUUCAUGGUGUGAUAGCAGUGGGAACAAAACUUGGUGAAGACGCAAUGAAUGAUGGCAAAGAACUUGCUGAGAAAGGUAUAGAUGUUGGAGCAGAUUUACUUAAAGGUGCUGGUAGUGGAUUAGUAGAUCUUACUAAGGAAAGUAUGGGUUUUGGAAAAGAUGCUAUGCAUGUUGGAGAAAAAGUUACAGUGAAAGUUAUUGAACAAGGAGCAGAUAUUACAAAGCAACUUGUCAAAAAUUUUGAUGUACUUGAUGCUAGCAAAAAUAUUACCGAUUCCUUAACUAGAGGAAUAGGUGGGGAAGUUCAGGCAAAAGCCGAUUCCGAAGCCAGAAUAGCGGAAGCAAAUGCCAAGGCUGAAAUAGCUAAGGCACAAGCACAAGCCGAAAUAGCCAAAGCUCAAGUUGAAGCGGAGGAUUACGAAAAACUGGUUCGGGAAAAAGGAUACAAGACUCAGCAAGAAUUUGAGGCAGCAGUAGAACAUAUUAAAGCCGAAUAUAGGGGAUUAGUUGACCCAAAAACUUAUCGGGAUGGUUUAGGAGGUAAAACUUUGGAACAAGUUCAAACCGAUUUGAAUAAAAUAACUGAAUUGGAAAAAAGACCAACCCUCGGGCAAUUAAGCGAGUUAACUGAAAAAAACACUCAACUGCAACAACAAGUUUCCGAUUUGCAGCAGCAAUUAGAAAAUAAACCUGAACUCCCUUCUCCUAGAGCAGAUACUGAAAGCAAAGCCAAAAAAAUAAUUCAGACAGAAUUAGAUAAGUUUAGCAACAUUAAAAUCGAAGAGAUUGGUGAUGAAGAGUUUCUUAGUUUGCUUAAUAAAUUUAAAACAAUGAAAAAUUGGAUACUUACUGGUAAUGAUGAAGAAAGCGAAGCAGCCAUAAAUAAACAGUCUGAAUUAAAAAAAAUAACUAGUGAAUUAAGUUUAGAAAAUUUAUUAAAGAAUACCGACUUAACGAUGGUUGAGUAUAUUGAUUAUGAAAUAACCUUAAAAAAAAAGACAAGCAAAAAAGAAUUAGAUAAAUUUGGUUACAAAGUAGUGGAAGACAUUUAUAAACAAAGACCAAAACACAAAUAUAUAAUAGAUUUAAUUAACGAAGGAAAAGAAGCAAUUAAACAUAAAAAUGUUGAUUUAGCCAAUGAGGUUUUAGAUGACUUAAAAUUUCUUGAAAAAAAAGAGAAGCAAGUAUUUUUUAGCAAAAUAGUUGAGAUAAAUAGGUUGAAGAAAGAAAUGCGUCCUUUAAUCCAAUCUCAACAAGCACAAAUUGUUCAAACUGACCAGCAAGUAGAAAAAGUGACUAACAAUUUUGAAGUUUCUUGUCCCUCACGACAGGGUAGUGGUUUAGGAACGGUAGCAAUAUUUAGCGGGGUUUUGUUGAUGGUUAGAGUUGGAUUUUACUGUCUGAUUAAGCCAAAAAAAGUAAGUUUGGAGAAAAAGUUAAUGUAA
Messenger RNA from Ambispora leptoticha, 1769 nucleotides. The record is from the annotation of a GenBank genome assembly. Lineage: Eukaryota; Fungi; Glomeromycota; Glomeromycetes; Archaeosporales; Ambisporaceae.